Molecule: messenger RNA, 1031 nt
Organism: Vigna radiata var. radiata (mung bean)
Lineage: Eukaryota; Viridiplantae; Streptophyta; Magnoliopsida; Fabales; Fabaceae
Exons: 6
Coding region: 18-701 (227 amino acids)
Source: RefSeq, a predicted model, not a curated record
UCUUCUUACAUCUCUCUAUGUAUACUUUCUUCCUUAGUUCAAAAGCAAACAAAAUGGAUUUCAGCAUAUCCGGAUGGGAGAAAGAUAUUGAUACUUGGAGGAGACGUCUUGCACUGGAAAAUAUGGGCUGGAAGGGCGAGGCCGUAUAUUAUAUAAAUCGUAAAUCUAUUGGUCUUCGUAAGAAAGGAAGAGCUGCAAUAACAGUUGAAUUAUGCGAAAUGAAGAAAGUGCAUCUUCAAGAUUUACCGAAUCUAAGAAGCUUUUCCUCAGGAGACACUCUUAAAUGGUCAUCAUUAUUAGAGAAUGUGGUUUUGAAGGACUGUCCCAAAGUGAAGAAGUUUGGUUUGGGAAUGAUAAAAGAAUCAGAGUUAAAAUCGAUUCUAAUAACAGAAAAUGAAGAGCAAAUUGACCCUCAGACCAAGCUUUCAUAUCUUUUUGAAUUAUUGGAUGACAAACUCUCACUUAUUACUAAUUACAGUAUAUCUAACAAUCAAGAGUUAUAUGAGAUACUCUAUAAUCUUCAAAGUUCCAUUUCACCAACCUUCAAAUUCUUCAGAUUCCAGAGCUCUUCAAGAAUCAUCUACAACAAAUUACUUAUUCCCAAGUUCAUUGUUGGUGGAAAAAUUGAAGAUACUUUAUGUCAUCAAUAUGAAUGUAGAGAAGCUUUGGCACUGGAAUUACCCCUCCAAAUCAUUUUGUGAACUUGAAAAUCUAAGUUUGACCAACAACAACAAAUUGUUGACUGCUAUCUCCUCAAACAUGGUCACAAGAUUCAAGAAUUUGAGAAAAUUAACUUUGAACAAAUGUGAAUUAUUGACAAAGGUAUUUGAUUUUGAAGAUGACAAUCUUGAUCAUAAAAUUCAUGAAAUACUUCCUCAACUAGAGGUGUUAGCAUUGAUUAACCUAAUCAAAUUGAAGUAUCUAUGGAAUAAGGAACCUCAGAGUUUCAUUUUUCUCAAAUUUGGUAUCAAUUUACAUUUUCUACUGUCACAACCUCAAAAGUUUAUUCUCACUUUCUUCAAUAAAAAAUC